AUGGUAUGGGGCAUAGCCAACAGUAACCAGCCCUUCAUAUGGGUGGUUCGACCGGGUUCGGUUCAUGGGUGUGAAUGGAUCGAGUUUUUGUCAGAAGAUUUGGUAAGCGAGAUGAAGGUGAGAGGUAUGAUCGUAAAGUGGGCACCCCAGAAGGACGCAUUGGCACAUUCUGCAGUUGGAGGAUUUUGGAGCCAUUGUGGUUGGAAUUCGCCCCUGGAAAGUGUAUACGAAGGGGUUCUGAUGCCGUGUCAACAGUUUAGUAUCAAUAAAAUGAUGAAUGCUAGGUAUUUGACUUAUGUCUGGAAGAUGGGUUUGGAAAUGGUUGUGGAGAGAGGGGAGAUCGAGAGUGCAAUUAGGAGAGUUUUGGUGAGCAAAGAAGGAGAAGUGAUGAGGCGUAGGGCGAUGGAGAUUGAACAACUGAAAUGA
Lactuca virosa is the source of this 426-nucleotide messenger RNA. Lineage: Eukaryota; Viridiplantae; Streptophyta; Magnoliopsida; Asterales; Asteraceae. The record is from the annotation of a GenBank genome assembly.